Molecule: messenger RNA, 1498 nt
Organism: Aspergillus nidulans FGSC A4
Lineage: Eukaryota; Fungi; Ascomycota; Eurotiomycetes; Eurotiales; Aspergillaceae
Product: eukaryotic translation initiation factor 3 subunit F
Exons: 3
Coding region: 123-1160 (345 amino acids)
Biological process (GO): cytoplasmic translational initiation; translational initiation; formation of cytoplasmic translation initiation complex
Cellular component (GO): eukaryotic 48S preinitiation complex; cytoplasm; eukaryotic translation initiation factor 3 complex, eIF3e
Molecular function (GO): translation initiation factor binding; translation initiation factor activity; peptidase activity
Source: RefSeq, a predicted model, not a curated record
GUCCAGCGGGCCGGAAGAUUUGGGUUAAAGAGAAAACUCCACUCCCAGCAUCGGCGACAGCAGAGGACAACAAUAUCCAGAGGGCUUGUUCGUUUAUUUCUGCUUCCUUUUGUCCUACAAUCAUGGCUGAGACAGAUUCUUUCCUGCACCUUUCCCGUCCUCUAGGCCCUGUCCUGGCGGGGUCUGCACCCACAACUGCUCCCUUGAACGUUGUCAUCCAGCCUCAGGCCCUUUUCUCAAUCCUCGACCACUCUCUUCGCCGUAACGCUGAUCAGGAACGCGUCAUUGGAACUCUUCUGGGAACCCGGUCUGAGGAUGGCACCGAGGUGGAAAUUCGUAGCACGUUCGCUGUUGGACACACAGAGACGACAGACCAGGUUGAGGUGGACAUGGAAUACCAGAAGCAGAUGCUUGCCCUGCAUCUCAAGGCGAAUCCUAGGGAGGUUCUUGUGGGUUGGUACGCUACCUCGUCCGAGCUGAACACCUUCUCCGCCUUGAUCCAAAAUUUCUACAGCGGCCAGGGCGACGGCACAUGGCCUCACCCAGCUGUUCACUUGACUGUCUCUACCGAACCCGGAAAAGAUAUCGAAACCCGCGCCUAUAUCUCUGCGCCAGUUGGUGUGACCGCCGAGAGGGCUGCCGACAGUGCUGCCUUUAUUCCCGUGCCCCACGAGAUUCGGUACGGCGAAGCCGAGAAGAGCGGUUUGGAGGCCAUUGCUGCGGCUCGGGAUUCAGAGGAGCGUUCCACCUCCCUCUUCACCGAUAUUGAGGCCCUGGAGCGUGCGAUCGAGGAGGUUCUUGGUAUGAUUGACAGGGUUUCUCGAUACGUCGAGUCGGUCAUCGAUGAGGAGGCUCCCGCCUCUACAGCAUUGGGCCAGUUCCUGCUCAAUGCUCUUGCCUUGGCUCCCAAGGUUGAGCCUGCUGAUAUUGAGCGUGACUUUAACAACCACAUCCAGGACGUCCUGGUGGUUUCGUACCUGGCAAACACCAUUCGUACACAGAUGGAGCUUUCUAACCGGCUUGCAACUGCUCAACUCACCCUUGGCGGCGAGUCUGGUAACGCAGAGCAAGGUGGUGCCCAGCGUAAUCAGCGAGGCAAGGGAGGCCGUGGUGGGCAACAGCGCAACCAAGAGCGGGGUGCUGAGGAAGGUCGCGCAUAGGAUGAUUAGAUUUCACUAUGAAGAUACCUUUGCAUUUCUCUUUCAGCUGUUCUCGGGCAUUUCUUUUCCCUCAUGCAACCACUCCAUUUCAAUUCCUUGCCGUUAUGUGCCUAGGGUACUUCGAAAAGUCUUCCAUGCCGCUUCUAUUCCACUUCCUCACCAUCUUUUGAAUUAUGUUUGUGUCAUACAGCUUGGUUGGGAGCUCAAGAGCCAGGGAACAGCGGCAGGGUCAGGGAACAGCGACAGAAACGACAUGAUAGCAAUGAAGGAACUAAAAAGACCUCGGCGUAUGGGAGUCUGGCCUUAUUCAGAGUAAAGGGCUACAAAAAUGAGAGAGA